Molecule: messenger RNA, 507 nt
Organism: Dermacentor albipictus
Lineage: Eukaryota; Metazoa; Arthropoda; Arachnida; Ixodida; Ixodidae
Product: ABC transporter A family member 7-like
Biological process (GO): lipid transport; transmembrane transport
Cellular component (GO): intracellular membrane-bounded organelle; membrane
Molecular function (GO): ABC-type transporter activity; lipid carrier activity
Source: RefSeq, a predicted model, not a curated record
AUGCUCGCUAUGUACGUGGAUGUGCAGCACAAGACGUGGGACGAAAUCCUACCCCUAUCGCAUGUGGAGUUCUUGUGCAACCGCAUCACCAUCCUGGGGGACGGCAAGCUGCAGUGCCUGGGGUCGCUGGCACAUUUGAAGGACAAGUUUGGGAAGGGCUACACCAUCACGGUAAAGACGUACCCAGACCGCCAGCAGGACUUCUCCUACCACCAAGACGUCGCUAAUGCCGUGCGUGCAAACUUCCCCGAGGCGGAGCUCGUGUACAGCUACGAGGGCCUGCUCGAGUUUCGAAUGUCUCGCGUGCAAAUGCUGUGGAGCGAAAUGUUCACGAACAUGGCUCGGGUGAAGACGCGCAUCAAGCUGCACGACUUCUUCAUCACGGACACGUCGCCGGAGCAGAUCUUCCUCAGCUUGACGCGGAAAGAGGCCAGCGAGGCAGCAGCUAAGGCGGUCAAGGCAAAGGCGCACCACAAGUCGAAGAUCGCCUCUACGCUUGGAAUUUGA